Messenger RNA from Pistacia vera, 1210 nucleotides. Its product is annotated as transcription factor bHLH106-like. The coding region runs from base 77 to 799 and encodes 240 amino acids. Gene Ontology annotation, biological process: regulation of DNA-templated transcription. The transcript has 2 exons. The record is from RefSeq and is a predicted model, not a curated record. Gene Ontology annotation, molecular function: DNA-binding transcription factor activity; protein dimerization activity. Lineage: Eukaryota; Viridiplantae; Streptophyta; Magnoliopsida; Sapindales; Anacardiaceae.
CAUUGAAAACAUUUUCAUUUUCAUUUUCAGUCCUGCACUUCCACUCAGUCACUAUCAUCAUCUCAUCAUCAUCAUCAUGCAACCGGAAAACUCUGAACUCUACCGCUUUCUCGCCCAAAACAGCGUCGGCUACUUCGGCUUUCCUGGUGCUCCUUCUCAUGACUUCUCUAAUCAUCCUCUGCUUCACCAGCAGCAGAGUUUCUGUAGCUCCUCCUCCUCCUAUUACCCCUUGGAGGUCUCUGGAAUUACCGAUACCACACCGCAGGAUAGAGCUCUUGCCGCUUUGAACAAUCAUAAAGAAGCUGAGAAGAGGAGAAGGGAGAGAAUUAACUCUCAUCUCGACAAGCUUCGGACUAUUCUUCCCUGUAAUUCUAAGAUAGACAAAGCUUCACUCCUGGCAAAGGUGGUUCAACGCGUGAAAGAACUUAAACAACAAACGCUUGAACUCACAGACCUCGAAUCCUUCCCAUCAGAAACCGAUGAAAUCACUGUGCUUUCGGGAGAUUACUCCAGCGAUGGAAGAUUGAUCUUCAAGGCCUCUUUGUGCUGCGAGGAUCGCUCUGAUCUUUUACCGGACAUUAUUGAGAUACUAAAAUCUCUUCACUUAACCACAUUGAAAGCAGAAAUGGUUACAUUAGGAGGAAGAAUCCGUAAUGUUCUCAUCGUCGCAGCCGAGAAAGAUCACAGCAUUGAAUCAGUCCAUUUCUUGCAAAAUGCACUGAAAUCUUUGCUUGAAAGAUCUAAUUCUAGCGAUCGCUCUAAAAGGAGACGAGUAUUAGAUCAGAAGAUAAUGAUCUAAUUUUUAUUUUUUUUUUUGCUCAUUUUUCUUCAGUUUUUAUCUUCAUGUUUCAAUCCAUGGUCUAGUGUGUGUGAGCUGCUUGUAGUUCUACGUGUGUGGGUUAAUUUGUUUGUUUUAUUUAACCCAAGAUAAAAGAAAUAGAAAGAUAAAAGAAAGAAAAAAAAAAAAGUGAGAGUGGCAGUGUGGGUUUGUUAAUUAACUUUGUCUAGCUAGGGUUUUUAAUUAUUGUAAAAUAAUAUUCUCUACAUGAUCUGAAUAUCUUCCAUGGGUAAAAAGUAAGAGAAUCUAAGAAUCUCUCUGUGAUGAAGACGAAGAAAUUUGUACCUGAUGUGUCUGUAAAAGUAAUGUUUCUACGAGUUCCCAAGUUGGCUCAUUUUAUAUAUAAAACUAGCCUAUUGUUCACUUCGUUCA